Molecule: messenger RNA, 633 nt
Organism: Zychaea mexicana
Lineage: Eukaryota; Fungi; Mucoromycota; Mucoromycetes; Mucorales; Lichtheimiaceae
Exons: 1
Coding region: 1-633 (210 amino acids)
Source: RefSeq, a predicted model, not a curated record
AUGUCAGAACUGAUGAAUGUAUCCUACGGAGAUGUAGGUCAUCAUUUUCAUCAUCAUCCUUCAACAACAACACGGUCACCAUCAUCGUACAACGAUAUCAUCAGCAACAGCUCGAUCGCAACAGCAGCAACAACAACAACAACAACAGACGCAUCAUCAUCAUCAUCAUCUGUGGCUACUGUUAUGACAAACCACCACCAUCAUAGCAGUAGUGAAGAUGACUAUGACUGCCCACACGAGGACGAGGACGAGGAGGAUGCUCAUCAGCAAAGCAUAAAGAGCAGAAAAAUAAACAAAAAUAUUAAGGGUCACACAUCUGCAACAACGAGCGGGGAUCGAGAACGUGUCUUUGUAUGCAUAUUAUGUGAGCGCGCGUUUUCGAGAAAAGAGCAUGCGAAACGACAUUGCGGCAAACCGAAAUGUAUCAAGCGCUUUAUCGAGCUUGCCGUGGAGGAAUCGGCAGCGUUGGAUGCCGAAAGUAGUGGUGGGACUUUUAGUAGUAGUAGUAGUAGUAGCAGUAAUAAUGAUGACGACGACGACGAAAAAGAUCAACAUCACCAUCACUAUCAUCAUCAGUACAAUCAUCAUCCAGCAAUCGUGUUAGGGGCAAUUUCUUGCUCUUCUACGCCUUGA